AGAAAGAGUUGAAUAGGUUAUCGUUCCUCGAGACUGCAGUUUGAUAAAUAACAUUUAAAGAAUGACUAAAAAGAAUUCUAAGAAAAUGAGUAAGAAUAAUUAUGUUAACCCUGGCACCAAUUAGCUCAUAAUACGGUACUGUAUUUACCUCUGAUAACGGUUUGAGAGGAAAACCGAUCAAAUAACCUUGAAUAAAAUACAAAUUUAAUUUAAAAUCUAGUGAUUAAAGUAUAUUUGCAAUAAGAUAAAAGAUAACAACUAUAGUGAUAAUCAAUAAUGAGGAACAUUUAAAUAAGAAAGAUCCAUUAAAAUAAAAUUUUUUAUUUAAAGUUGUAUUAUCUAAAAAUUUCCACGGCCGUAUCGAUUGAAACAUUAAAUAACUAGCAACGUUUUACCAACGUGUAAUCAGUCGUGUUAUUGUUCUAACGUUGGAAGGAAUCAUGUCGGAUAAACCCCAAGAUUUGACUCUAAAUUAUAUUGAUAUAGGAGGUAUGCGAAUAAGAUAUAAAAAUAGGAAUGAAACUUUCACGGAAGAUCAAUUGGUAAGCACAGAUCCGAUUGAACAAUUCAGAGCAUGGUUUACAGAAGCAUGUCAUACGCCGUAUAUAGCCGAACCAAAUGCUGCAUUUCUUGGAACUGCAACUAAAGAUGGCUUUCCAUCUGUAAGAGCAGUACUAUUAAAAGAUUAUAAUGCGGAAGGUUUUAAAUUUUAUACUAAUUAUCAUAGCAGAAAGGGUAGAGAAAUAGAAGAAAAUCCUAAUGUUGCAAUGACCCUCUACUGGGAACCAUUACACAGAGCUAUACGAAUAGAGGGAAUAGCUGAAAAAACUUCAGCUGAAGAUUCAGAUAGAUAUUUUCAUAGUCGACCAUAUCCUAGUCAAAUAGGAUCGAUAGCAAGUCAUCAAAGUUCCGUCAUUGCUAACAGGAAAACUCUUAUCGUGAGAGAAAAGGAAUUACUUGCUACGAAUACUAAAGAAACAGUUAAAAGACCAGACUAUUGGGGUGGUUACUUAAUUAGACCAAAGUCAAUAGAAUUUUGGCAAGGGCAAAGUGAUCGCUUGCAUGAUAGAAUUGUUUUCAGAAAGUCAAAACCUAACGAAAAAAUUGAUAAUAUUUUCGUUCACGAAGGAAAAAAUGGUUGGGUGUAUGAAAGAUUAUCGCCUUAAUAAUUAGAAUUUGUUGUAAUUAGUUAUAUAUUUGUCUUCCAAUGCUUUUAAAUUUCAAUUAGAUUACAUAUACAUAUUCUUCUUAUUUUUAUUUUAUUUUUUUUUAAGCCAGGAAAGCUUUAAUAUCUCCCUUUGUAGGCCUAAAAUAAACAAGUAUAAAAUAAUAUUAUGAUAUUACUUAUAGAGAGAGAGAGAGAGAAAAUUGUUAUGAAUAUUAGAAAAAAUAUAUUUUCAGCAAUUGUUACUAACC
This is a messenger RNA of Polistes canadensis, 1416 nucleotides long. Its product is annotated as pyridoxine-5'-phosphate oxidase-like. Lineage: Eukaryota; Metazoa; Arthropoda; Insecta; Hymenoptera; Vespidae. Gene Ontology annotation, biological process: pyridoxine biosynthetic process; pyridoxal 5'-phosphate biosynthetic process. The transcript has 6 exons. Gene Ontology annotation, molecular function: FMN binding; pyridoxamine phosphate oxidase activity. The coding region runs from base 441 to 1166 and encodes 241 amino acids. The record is from RefSeq and is a predicted model, not a curated record.